GUUGUACUAGCCCAAGUGGCCGUCGUAGUUCUAGGAGUAGUUGUCAAUCGAGUGCGAUGAAGAUGAGUAAUACACCGGAUACUGCUGCCAGCACUGGCAGUGCAACACGUCCUGCAGGUUCGACGAUUUCAUCGCCAAUUCUGUUGGAGGAGGACUCUGCGCAGGUAAGCAAAGAAGCAAGCGUAGGACGAUACACGAUGAAGACGUCGCCUCAAGAGGACAGUACAACAACUUCCGAGGGGGAGAGCAAUGAUUCAUUAUCCUUGGAUGUUCUUGAUGUAUCUAAAUUUCUCAGCCUGUUGAAUAUAUCUGUUCUUGCUGCUGCGGAGCGACACUUCCAGGCACUGCCACCUAAGGAAACCAAAACAACUACAGCACGAAGUGGAGCUGGACGAACAACAGAAGAUAGGAAAAAAGCACGAGAUCAUGGACAAGAAGAGGCCGAGCACUCCAUCGACGUCUUGGAUAUGAUGAGGAAUGGUAGAGGGAAAGACACUAAAAAGAUUGAACAACUGUGCAAGAGGGCACUGCGGUAUAUGGAAUGUGCGCACCUAGCUUAUAAUGUGGAUAAAACUACUACGAGAACUAGUACUACUGGGACGAGCAACGCUAAGAACAAGAUGAAGUCUAAAAACACUGUUUCUGACAAGCAGUCGAAGAAGUCUGCGGCCUUUGACAAAGUUCUCUUCGCGAAAGAUCGAUCGACUAGUUGCGAACAACGAGCUUCGACUAAAAAGAAAAAGGUUUCCGCUCUUAAUCCGUCGACGCAAGAAGCGACUGGUCGAAAUGUUGAAGCCCCUACUUUGCAGGAAAAUAAAUGUCGUAAUGUUGAAGCUACAACGAAAGGCAAUAAAACCACGUCAGACUACUUCUGUGCUAACACUACUACUGGUCGUGAUGAACAUCAUGGUCGUAAAACGGACUCCGACUCCGGUAUUACUACUUCUACUACCAAAAGUUCAGCUCGCCCUGAGAUUGUCGUUGGAACGGACGAAUCCAGGCAAGCGAUUAUCGUGUCGAUUCGCGGAACCGCUUCCAUGGACGACGUGAUAACGGACAUGAUGGUCGGAACUCGCACAGUUUACAUACCGGAAAUGGCUCAGCCCCUAACGUUUCAUGAAGGCAUGUUCAACAGCGCUGUGUACGUUUUGGCACAGGCCUACCGCACUGUCCACGACGCUUUGGAGAUACUGAUGGACGACGAUUCUGAAAAAGAGGACAACUACGACGACCGAAUCCACGUCUCUGCUUCAUGUUUUCCGAGGCCUGACAAUUGGAAAUCAUCAGCAUCCUCUCGUGAAGCAGGGGACGAACAUCAGUAUCAGAUUAGUUCUUCUGAGAUCAGUAGUGAUAAUGGUAGCAGUGUUUCUGCUUGUACUAGUUCUAGUUGCAGCAGCUCCACCAGUGGUAAUUUCACCACUGCAAAGGUGAAUAUGCCAUCCAUGGGUAAACCUCCUAGGGAGAAACCUCCAGUGACAUUGACUUGCGCGCGUCUGCCCACGGUGGAAGUCCUCAUUGAAGGGGUCAAAAUACGGGAAGUGCUCGCCACACAAGAAGAAGCACGACGUAGAGAAAGGGAACAAGAAUGGGAAAUGAGUCAACGAAAUAAUAAUCCUGCCCCGAGAGCUACCACUACUAUAAUUACAACUAGUCCACCAUCAGCAAGUUCUACACCACCAGGACCACCAUCUUACACGAUGGGUGAUACCACAAGUGGCUCGUCUAAGUCUGCAUACAAGUCGAAGACUUCAAAUGCAAAGGGUUUAAACAAAAAGGGCAAGGGAAACCACAAGGCUGCGGAUGAGCUGAUAAAGGCGAAGUAUCAGCGUGUGAUUUUUUGCGGUCAUAGUCUUGGGGGAGGCGUUGCGCAGAUCGCCGCUUUACUUUUCACUCAGCUCACUCGCAAAGAUACUGAACAUGAAGAAGUAAAAAAUGGUGAUGGUCGUCGUGCUCCUCGUCCUCGUCGCCCACUCGUUGAAGCUUGGUCCUUUGCUGGACCGCCAUGUGUCCGGAAGCCGGCUUCCCUUGAUUUUGAGGAUACUAGUACGGAAGAAGGACAAGGAGAAGCACCGCCACCACCUCAUUUCGAGAUGCUUAGCGAUGUCUUCGCGAACACGUGCAUUUCCCACCUCGUACCCGUCGAAGACGUCGAAGUAGAUAGAAGCACAUCUUUCAACUCCGAGUCUGGAUUCGCUUUCACCAUUGGUUCCGCUUCAGACUGCUCCCUGGUGCCUACGGGGUAUCCCUGCUGUAGUAGAGAGACAGAGUCAGUAGGAUCUUCCUCUGUAGUCAACGAAAAUGAAAUAGAUUCCUGCUCACGAAAACUGGAGUUUUCGUUCCAGAUUCCGACGCUCUCCACCUACGUUUUUGUCCUAGAGAAGGACAUGAUCCCCUACCUCAGCGUUGGAAGCAUUAUGCGAAUGUUACUGAGCUUGCGAAGCAUUGAGGCAUUAGGGUGGUCCUCUCUGGAAAAACUUCGAUACAUCGCACUAGCGGAAAUGGCAUCCCGCCAACAAACAUCAUCAACAUCAAGAACAACU
Messenger RNA from Amoebophrya sp. A25, 2540 nucleotides. Lineage: Eukaryota; Dinophyceae; Syndiniales; Amoebophryaceae. The record is from the annotation of a GenBank genome assembly.